Prorocentrum cordatum is the source of this 1512-nucleotide messenger RNA. The record is from the annotation of a GenBank genome assembly. Lineage: Eukaryota; Dinophyceae; Prorocentrales; Prorocentraceae.
AUGGACGAGGAGGAGCACGUCUUCGAUGAGGUCAAGCGGCUCUUCCACGCCAUCGCUGGGGGCAGGAGGCGCAUCGAGCUCCCCGACUUCCUGCGGCACUUCCGGAGGGGGGCCCUGGCGCUGGAGCCCGAGCCGCCGACAAGCGCAGUGGACCGAUCGCGCGCGCGGGUGCUGGUGCUCGAGGCGGGCUUCGGCCGGGCGGGCAACACGGGGCGCAGCGCCGUGCUGGAGCAGGCGGGCUACCAGCUGCGCUGGGCCAGCCUGGCGCCGGCAGAGCUGGGCGUCAGCGGCGCGCCCACGGCCCCGCAGCUGGAGGGCAUCAGGGAGCAGAUCGCCGACUUCCAGCCGGACGUCGUCGUCGCUGCCGCCGCCGGCACCGCAUGCGUGGCCGCCCUCUGGGGCGCGGGGUGCUGGGCGGGACCGACGGUGCUCGUCGACGUGCACCCCAGCUGCAGGAGAGCUUGCCGGCGGGGGUCCCCGUCGUGCUGGCGGGCGGCCCGCGCGGGUGGGCGCACGCGCAGGCGCAGGCGCAGCUGGAGGCCUUGCUGGCCACGGGCUCCAGGAGCGACUGCUUCCUGUACCGCGCGGCCGCCCCCCGAGCGCGGCUGCUGGCGCCGCCGGGCCAGCAGGGGAGCGCCAGCGGCCAGGAGGACACCCUGUGCCUCCACGAUUGCCUGCCGCGCCUCGUCGAUGCGGCGAUGUGCCCCGAGGGGCCCGAGGUGCACGUGCUCCGCAGCUGGCGCGCCCAGCUCGGCGGCGAGCGCUGCGAGGCGGAGCGGCAGCUGGGGUACGGCCCCGAGCGCCUGCGCCGCCGGUGGCGCUCGCCAGGCGGCCGGGGCAUGGACGACCAGAAAUUGUUCGGAGUGCCGCCCACGAGCGACGAGUUUCGCCUCGUGGAGGCGACCUUCCGGGCCCCGCCGCGCGAGGCGCCGGGCUGCGGCGACGGCGCGCAGGAGAGGAGUGGGCCAGGGUCAGGGUCACGGCGGUGCACCGCGUCGAGAACGGGGGGGCGUUCGAGCGGAGCACGAAGCCCUACCACGAGUCCGUGCGCAGGUCCUUGGAGGACCAGGGUAUCGAGUUCGAGCCGGGGACCCACACGUGCUGGGCAUUCCACGGAGCGGACGCGGCCACCACCCAGACCAUCGUCAACGAUCCUAUCACCGGGCGCCGCUUGCGGCCUCUGGCACCAGCGGGGGCUCCGCCCCCUGGGGCUCCGGGACCUACUUCGCGCGGGACGCCAGGCGCGCCGUCGCCGGAGGCCUCUGCCCCCGCGCCGCGGACGGCACCCGCAGCGUGCUGCUGUGCCUGCUGACGACGGGCGUGCCGUGCCUCGGGGAUCCACAGCACCGGGGCGUGCUGCCGAUGCGGCACAGCCCGCACCGGUACAACUGCGCCGUGGACAGCCUGUCCAGCCCCGAGACCUACGUGCUGCAGCACCCAGGAGCGGCGCAUGCAGCUUACCUCAUCACCUUCGCCCCAGAGGGCAGCCCCGCGGAACCCGCCGGCCCGUGA